Messenger RNA from Lytechinus variegatus (green sea urchin), 4149 nucleotides. RefSeq lists its product as uncharacterized. The transcript is spliced from 5 exons. Bases 1 to 4149 code for a protein of 1382 amino acids. The record is from RefSeq and is a predicted model, not a curated record. NCBI's taxonomy places the organism in Eukaryota, Metazoa, Echinodermata, Echinoidea, Temnopleuroida, Toxopneustidae.
AUGCUGCAAUGUAGCAGCUACUCAGUUGCUGUAGUACUAGGAUUCACCGAGGAAGUAGCAGUUCCGGCAGAAGUGCUCGGGUUCAUUGAAGAUGCUGCAAUUGUUGCGGUAGUACCCAUCGCCAUUGAAGAUGUAGCAGCUACUGUAGUGCUCGGAACCACUGAUGAAGUCGCCAUAGUACUUCCAGUGCUUGGCGCCAUUGACGACGUUGCAGCAGUUGCUGUAGUACUAGGAUUCAUCGAGGAAGUAGCAGUUCCGGCAGAAGUGCUCGGGUUCAUUGAAGAUGCUGCAGUUGUUGCGGUAGUACCCAUCGCCAUUGAAGAUGUAGCAGCUACUGUAGUGCUCGGAACCACUGAUGAAGUCGCCAUAGUACUUGCAGUGCUUGGCGCCAUUGACGACGUUGCAGUUGUUGCAGUAGUACUAGGAUUCAUCGAGGAAGUAGCAGUUCCUGCAGAAGUGCUCGGGUUCAUUGAAGAUGCUGCAGUUGUUGCAGUAGUACCCACCGUCAUUGAAGAUGUAGCAGCUACUGUAGUGCUCGGAACCACUGAUGAAGUUGCCGCCGUUCCUACAGUGCUGGGUGCAAUUGAGGACGUUGCAGUUGUUGCAGUAGUACUAGGAUUCGUCGAGGAAGUAGCAGUUCCUGCAGAAGUGCUCGGGUUCAUUGAAGAUGCUGCAGUUGUUGCGGUAGUACCCAUUGUCAUUGAAGAUGUAGCAGCUGCUGUAGUGCUCGGAACCACUGAUGAAGUCGCCGUAGUACUUGCAGUGCUAGGCGCCAUUGACGACAUUGCUGUAGUACUAGGAUUCAUCGAGGAAGUAGCAGUUCCUGCAGAAGUGCUCGGGUUCAUUGAAGAUGUUGCAGUUGUUGCGGUAGUACCCACCGUCAUUGAAGAUGUAGCAGCUGCUGUAGUGCUCGGAACCACUGAUGAAGUCGCCGCCGUACCUACAGUGCUGGGUGCCAUUGAGGACGUUGCAGUUGUUGCUGUAGUACUAGGAUUCAUCGAGGAAGUAGCAGUUCCUGCAGAAGUGCUCGGGUUCAUUGAAGAUGCUGCAGUUGUUGCGGUAGUACCCAUCGCCAUUGAAGAUGUAGCAGCUACUGUAGUGCUCGGAACCACUGAUGAAGUCGCCAUAGUACUUCCAGUGCUUGGCGCCAUUGACGACGUUGCAGCAGUUGCUGUAGUACUAGGAUUCACCGAGGAAGUAGCAGUUCCGGCAGAAGUGCUCGGGUUCAUUGAAGAUGCUGCAGUUGUUGCGGUAGUACCCAUCGCCAUUGAAGAUGUAGCAGCUACUGUAGUGCUCGGAACCACUGAUGAAGUCGCCAUAGUACUUGCAGUGCUUGGCGCCAUUGACGACGUUGCAGCAGUUGCUGUAGUACUAGGAUUCAUCGAGGAAGUAGCAGUUCCGGCAGAAGUGCUCGGGUUCAUUGAAGAUGCUGCAGUUGUUGCGGUAGUACCCAUCGCCAUUGAAGAUGUAGCAGCUACUGUAGUGCUCGGAACCACUGAUGAAGUCGCCGCCGUACCUACAGUGCUGGGUGCCAUUGAGGACGUUGCAGUUGUUGCUGUAGUACUAGGAUUCAUCGAGGAAGUAGCAGUUCCGGCAGAAGUGCUCGGGUUCAUUGAAGAUGCUGCAGUUGUUGCGGUAGUACCCAUCGCCAUUGAAGAUGUAGCAGCUACUGUAGUGCUCGGAACCACUGAUGAAGUCGCCAUAGUACUUCCAGUGCUUGGCGCCAUUGACGACGUUGCAGCAGUUGCUGUAGUACUAGGAUUCAUCGAGGAAGUAGCAGUUCCGGCAGAAGUGCUCGGGUUCAUUGAAGAUGCUGCAGUUGUUGCGGUUGUACCCACCGUCAUUGAGGAUGUAGCAGCUACUGUAGUGCUUGGAACCACUGAUGAAGUCGCCGUAGUACUUGCAGUGCUUUGCGCCAUUGACGACGUUGCAGCAGUUGCUGUAGUACUAGGAUUCAUCGAGGAAGUAGCAGUUCCUGCAGAAGUGCUCGGGUUCAUUGAAGAUGCUGCAGUUGUUGCGGUAGUACCCACCAUCAUUGAAGAUGUAGGAGCUACUGUAGUGCUCGGAACCACUGAUGAAGUCACUGCCGUCCCUACAGUGCUGGGUGCCAUUGACGAAGUUGCAGCAGUUGCUGUAGUACUAGGAUUCAUCGAGGAAGUAGCAGUUCCGGCAGAAGUGCUCGGGUUCAUUGAAGAUGUUGCAGUUGUUGCGGUAGUACCCACCGUCAUUGAAGAUGUAGCAGCUGCUGUAGUGCUCGGAACCACUGAUGAAGUCGCCGCCGUACCUACAGUGCUGGGUGCCAUUGAGGACGUUGCAGUUGUUGCUGUAGUACUAGGAUUCAUCGAGGAAGUAGCAGUUCCGGCAGAAGUGCUCGGGUUCAUUGAAGAUGCUGCAGUUGUUGCGGUAGUACCCAUCGCCAUUGAAGAUGUAGCAGCUACUGUAGUGCUCGGAACCACUGAUGAAGUCGCCAUAGUACUUCCAGUGCUUGGCGCCAUUGACGACGUUGCAGCAGUUGCUGUAGUACUAGGAUUCAUCGAGGAAGUAGCAGUUCCGGCAGAAGUGCUCGGGUUCAUUGAAGAUGCUGCAGUUGUUGCGGUUGUACCCACCGUCAUUGAGGAUGUAGCAGCUAUUGUAGUGCUUGGAACCACUGAUGAAGUCGCCGUAGUACUUGCAGUGCUUUGCGCCAUUGACGACGUUGCAGCAGUUGCUGUAGUACUAGGAUUCAUCGAGGAAGUAGCAGUUCCUGCAGAAAUGCUCGGGUUCAUUGAAGAUGCUGCACUUGUUGCGGUAGUACCCGUUGUAAUUGAAGAUAUAGAACCUACUGUAGUGCUCGGAACCACUGAUGAAGACGCGGCCGUACCUACAGUGCUGGGUGCCAUUGACGACGUUGCAGCAGUUCCUAUAGUACUAGGAUUCAUCGAGGAAGUAGCAGGUCCUGGAGAAGUGCUUGGGUUCAUCGAAGAUGCUGCAGUUGUACCCACCGUCAUUGAGGAUGUAGCAGCUACUGUAGUGCUCGGAACCACUGAUGAAGUCGCCGCCGUACCUACAGUGCUAGAUGCUGCAGUUGUUGCGGUAGUACCCACCAUCAUUGAAGAUGUAGGAGCUACUGUAGUGCUCGGAACCACUGAUGAAGUCACUGCCGUCCCUACAGUGCUGGGUGCCAUUGACGAAGUUGCAGCAGUUGCUGUAGUACUAGGAUUCAUCGAGGAAGUAGCAGUUCCUGCAGAAGUGCUCGGGUUCAUUGAAGAUGCUGCAGUUGUUGCGGUAGUACCCACCGUCAUUGAAGAUGUAGCAGCUGCUGUAGUGCUCGGAACCACUGAUGAAGUCGCCGCCGUACCUACAGUGCUGGGUGCCAUUGAGGACGUUGCAGUUGUUGCUGUAGUACUAGGAUUCAUCGAGGAAGUAGCAGUUCCGGCAGAAGUGCUCGGGUUCAUUGAAGAUGCUGCAGUUGUUGCGGUAGUACCCAUCGCCAUUGAAAAUGUAGCAGCUACUGUAGUGCUCGGAACCACUGAUGAAGUCGCCAUAGUACUUCCAGUGCUUGGCGCCAUUGACGACGUUGCAGCAGUUGCUGUAGUACUAGGAUUCAUCGAGGAAGUAGCAGUUCCGGCAGAAGUGCUCGGGUUCAUUGAAGAUGCUGCAGUUGUUGCGGUAGUACCCAUCGCCAUUGAAGAUGUAGCAGCUACUGUAGUGCUCGGAACCACUGAUGAAGACGCGGCCGUACCUACAGUGCUGGGCGCCAUUGAGGACGUUGCAGUUGUUGCAGUAGUACUAGGAUUCAUCGAGUUAGUAGCAGUUUCUGCAGAAGUGCUCGGGUUCAUUGAAGAUGCUGCAGUUGUUGCGGUAGUACCCACCAUCAUUGAAGAUGUAGGAGCUACUGUAGUGCUCGGAACCACUGAUGAAGUCGCCGCCGUACCUACAGUGCUGGGUGCCAUUGAGGACGUUGCAGUUGUUGCAGUAGUACUAGGAUUCAUCGAGGAAGUAGCAGUUCCGGCAGAAGUGCUCGGGUUCAUUGAAGAUGCUGCAGUUGUUGCGGUAGUACCCACCGUCAUUGAAGAUGUAGCAGCUGCUGUAGUGCUCGGAACCACUGAUGAAGUCGCCGCCGUACCUACAGUGCUGGUGCCAUUGAGGACGUUGCAGUUGUUGCUGUAG